AUGGAGAGAAUAUUCUUUGCGGCGUUCCCAACCGGCUAUGGCAAAUCGCUCUGCUAUCAGUUACCGGCGUUGAUGCUACCGGGGGUAACUGUGAUUGUUUCCCCACUGAUUUCUUUGAUGAAAGAUCAGGUUGAUGCGUUGCGUGAGCAAAAGAUUUAUGCGGUGGCAUUGCUCAACAGUAGCCUGAGUUGGGAAGAGUACCGUGCAGAAUUGGAACGUUUAGAACGUGGGGAGAUUAAGCUGCUCUAUAUCGCUCCAGAGCGUUUUCGUAGUCGUCGGUUUCUGAACCUGCUCAACUCACAUCGGAUCUCUCUGUUUGUGAUUGACGAAGUACACUGUAUCUCUCAAUGGGGACACGAUUUUCGUCCUUCCUACCUUGCGCUCCGCGACGCCAUCCAUGAAUUGCAUCCGAGUUCAAUUGCCCUGUUCACAGCGACGGCAACCCCUGAUGUACGAACAGAUAUUCUGGAUCACUUAAAGAUUCAACCUCUCAAAUCCUUCACCCGUGGUAUUGAACGCUCCAACUUGAAAUUCAGUGUUUGUGAAGUCUCGGUGGAGGCUGAGAAGUAUUCGCUUCUCGACGAAUACAUGCAGCAGCCAAGGGACAAAGGGAUUGUGUACGCCGGACGCAGGCGGGAGACUGAGGAGAUCGCGUCGCACCUAAAGAAGCGUGGGCACCGCGUUGAUUUUUAUCACGCUGGACGCGUAGAUGUUGAGCGCAAACGGGUGCAAGAUCGGUUUUUCGACGAUGGUCCCGAUGGACUUGAUUUGGUUGUUGCGACCAAUGCGUUCGGGAUGGGGAUUGACAAAUCCGACAUCCGAUAUAUCAUUCAUUGGACCAUGACGGGAACCUUAGAGCAGUACUAUCAAGAAGCGGGACGCGCUGGACGUGAUGGCGAAACUGCACACUGCAUCCUGUUUUAUUGCCCGGACAAUCGAAAGUUGCACGAGUGGUUCGUCAAGGAGGGCGCGCCAAAUAAGCCGGACCUCCUCAAACUCCUGAAACUGGUUGAAACCUUCCCUUCAGUCGGCAGCUUUCGGAUGUUUGCGGCGGAGGACUUAGAGUUAAGCGGUUUCAAUGCGGACAAAAUUCGCGUCGGAAUUAGUCACUUGGAGAAACUCGGUUUCCUGACGGAGAUUGUAUAA
Molecule: messenger RNA, 1146 nt
Organism: Geodia barretti
Lineage: Eukaryota; Metazoa; Porifera; Demospongiae; Tetractinellida; Geodiidae
Source: the annotation of a GenBank genome assembly